This is a messenger RNA of Aspergillus puulaauensis, 1851 nucleotides long. Its product is annotated as multicopper oxidase. The coding region runs from base 1 to 1851 and encodes 616 amino acids. Gene Ontology annotation, molecular function: oxidoreductase activity; copper ion binding. The record is from RefSeq and is a predicted model, not a curated record. The transcript has 6 exons. NCBI's taxonomy places the organism in Eukaryota, Fungi, Ascomycota, Eurotiomycetes, Eurotiales, Aspergillaceae.
AUGCGUUUUUCCACUGUCACCUACCCGCUCCUGGCGCUGAAUUUCGCCCUCUCGCACGCCAAACUUGUGCAAAAAACACUCGAGUUGACGUGGGAAAAGGGAUCUCCAAAUGGCGGCCAGAAACGCGACAUGGUCUUCACGAAUGGAGAUUUCCCUGGUCCCGACUUGGUCUUCGAUGAAGACGACGAUGUUGAGGUUCUUGUCAUCAACAAACUCCCCUUCAAUACAACGGUUCAUUAUCAUGGUGUAGAAAUGCGAGAGACACCCUGGUCAGAUGGAGUUCCAGGUCUAUCACAAUCACCCAUUGAACCGGGGGACACAUACCUGUAUCGAUUCAAGGCCUACCCUGCCGGUACAUAUUGGUAUCAUUCCCAUUACAAGGGAGUCAUGCAGGAUGGGCAGAUAGGGGCGCUGUAUAUUCGCCGCAAAUCGGAUGCUGCGCGACCUUACUCGGCGAUCACACAAGAUCCAAAUGAGUUGAGGCAAAUGAAGGUGGCAGAGGACGACCCCAGUCUGGUUCUUGUUACAGACUGGACGUAUCUCACUUCGGAGGAGUAUAACCAAGUUGCGCUUAAUUCUGGGUACAAUAUCUUUUGUGUGGAUGGCCUCAUCGUUAACGGACAUGGGUCAGUUUGGUGCCCUGGAUACCAAUACCUCGAAUCAGUGAGCGAUCCUGGGAUCCAGGCUGUUCUCGAGGGUUCAAACCUUACGGAGAAGGGCUGCCUCCAACCAGACCUCUACAACGUCCAAGGCGACUGGGGCAACUGGAACCUCUCCGCAGUCCCCGGCCCUGUUGUAUUCAACUGUACUGAGUCCACCAGUGAAACACCAAUCAUCACAGUCAACCCCGAAAAGAAUGGCUGGGCAAGCCUUAACUUCAUCAAUGCUUCACCGCAAAAGGGAAUUACAGUCUCCGUGGACAAACAUCCGAUGUGGGUCUAUGAAGUUGACGGCCAACUCGUUGAACCCCGUGAAGUCGAAAUAAUAGCCAUAUACAGCGGAGCUCGGUAUUCGGCCAUGAUCAAGCUUGACCAGCAACCGGGCGACUACGCUAUCCGCGUCUCAGUCGACGGAGGCGAUCAAGUAAUAAGCACAUAUGCCUACCUAUCUUACGCGAACCAGGACAAGUCGAACGCGAACCACCCUCCUUAUAAGUCGUCCAUUGGCCCACGUACCCAGGGAUACAUGGACUACGGUGGUCAAAACACCACCGCAGACGUCCGCAAGCUCCUCUUCACAGAGAACCUCCCGCCAUUCGGUGUUCCGCCGCCGCCUCCAUCGUCCGAGGUCUCGACAACGCUCCGCACGACGAUGACCCGCGUUGGGCACUCCUGGGCCUGGUCACUAGCCAACCACGUCCUAUACCAGGUUGAAAUGACCGACUCAACACCCCUUCUCUUUGAAUCCGACCCUCUCAGCGUGAUAGCACCGAAAUACGCCUUCACCACCAAAAACAACACCUGGGUCGAUAUCGUCAUUGAAAUCGAAGCCAGCGAGCACGACCCCAUCCACCCACCUCACCCGAUCCACAAGCACGGAAACCGAGCGUACAUUAUCGGUACCGGGACUGGGAAAUUCAAGUGGGAGAAUGUUGCCCAGGCGGAGAUUGAGAAGCCCGAGUUCUUCUUUAUAGACAAGAGAGCUGCGCUGAGAGAUACCUUUGUCACGGACUUCUUUGACUCGAGGGUGUCGGAGGGCGCUUGGAUUGUCGUGAGGUAUUUUGUUACUGGGAAGAUGGCGUCGCUCUUGCAUUGCCAUAUUGUUUCGCAUCAGCUUGCUGGGAUGUCGUUGGCGUUGUUGGAUGGGAUUGAUAUUUGGGAUUCUGAGAAUUCUUGGCAUAGGGAAGACUAA